UUUUACCAGACGGUAAGUAGGUACCUUAGGGCAGAUCUUGUCCAUUUCCACCAUCCGGAACAAACAUGCGCCAAACCUCACGAUGUAAUGGCUUCCCACCAGGAUGAGGGGGACACCAAGGGAGCAUCCCCGACCCCGGCCCCGGUCCAUCAAACUUCUUUCCUUUCUUCUUCCGCCGAACACUCAUGUCGUACUCCGACCCUUGCUGCCUUCAAAUGUUGUUUGCUCCCCUGCCUUUUCCAACAUGGAAGCUUCUAUCCCUCCCAUUUAACCUUUGGUCUUUUUUUCUCUCCUUCAUAUUACACAAAGACGCUGUGUUAUCGACUUGGAUUAUUCGACUGUUUGGACGACGUCAUUCGAACUCGGCAACUUCGACAAAGACGAAUCGAAUCGACACGGAUGGACGGGAAAUAAGACAUACUUCACCAAUACACGCAGACCAAAUCGACGCCGGCUAAAAGGCAAAUGGGAGAAACGAACCAUGAAGGAAGAACCUGGCCGUUUGGUCAUGGAGGUCACGGGAAUCAGAAUCCGAGGUUGAAUGCACGAAACGGAGCAUCAGACGGUGGUUGGGAGGGAGACAAUGGAGGAAAUCAGAACCACAACGGCGGCAACACGGAGACAACAGCCACGUACAGACCAGCACCGAAUGCUCAGCAGACUACGAAUCCCACUGCAAACGGUCCCAACACAACACAAAGACAACAGACAAACUAUCCGACACAAGCACCAGCACCGGGGCAACCAACAUAUGCUCAAGGGGACAAUGGCGGACAAAGAACACAACCAACUCAACCUGACCGAGGGCAACCAGCUCAUACGACCAUCUCGGAUUCAACUCGCUCCAUGACAGUCGUCCUGGGCGAAACGACGUUUGCAACCAGAUACACCGACUACGACACACUGGCAAUCGACACGCAUGCCCCCACUUUCUCAUCAGGGCCUCUGCCGACAUCAGGCGCCGGAAGUUACAACAACAACAACUUGAACUCGGCCUCAAAUAAUCAACAAGGCGGAAGCGCAAAUGGGACGACCAGUUACCAAAGCGCAGAUCUGGAUGGUGGGCUUGGAGGUGGUACUAUAGCCGGUAUCAUCGUCGGCGUUGUCCUCGUGCUCGUCAUCUCCCUCGUAGCCCUCUUCUUCCACCGAAAACGCAAGCUCGCGCGCCGCGGCAACAACUCUCCCUACGGGAAACACCACCCAGAAGAAGCCAGCAGCUCUCUGCUCGACAAUGGACUAGCCGCCACCGUUGGCGCCGGUGCUGCCGCUGUAGGAGCCAGGUCUGGUGGUGGGGGACACGGACAAGGACAAGCUGGAGACGCAUCCUCCACGGCCCGCAACACAUCUUCUGCUUCACAACAACAACAACCGUCAAUGCAGCAGACAAACAACAACUCACAGUAUCUCGUCCCAGCAUCAUCCUCCUCCAGAUCAGCAGCUUACACUGCUCCUCGCUCUGCCCCUCCUCCACCGCCGUCCUCCUCGCAUUCCAGCAACUUCAGCUUAUCCAUGAUCACCCCUCCACCCACACACAUCAGCUCCGCAUUCGCCCCCGGCGCCGUCUCGCCUAUUUCUACCGUCUCGCCAGCCGUAAUGGGACCACCAUCACCUCUAUUGUCAGAUGAAGAAAAGGAGAUCGGUACCCUCGGUCGUCGGCAUAGCGUCGAAAGCGUCAGCACCUUCAGCGUGCACAGCGCCAUGAUGACGGCGUCGCAGAUCAACUGGCCCAUGCCCCCGAGCGUGGCGAGCACGAGUAGUCCGAGUGUGCCGCUGACCAAGACGCCGAGCAGGCCGGUGCCGGUGCCGGCGCCGCAUUAUGUCGAUUUCGAGGAGCAGGGGAGGACGGUGGUGAGGAUCAAUCGGGAGAGUUUGACUGAGGGGAUUGGGAGGGCGAGAUGAACAUGAAGGCAAAUGGGGUGGUACUCGUCAGGUCUCACGAGAUCGAGCAUGACUUGGUGGACUUGUAGUGGGUAUUGGUAGUGGGGAGUGAGUGAGCGAAUGAGUGAGUGGGAGGUAGUGUCUGACGACCUGUCAUGAUCUUUAAUGUCUAUAUCACGCCUUCUUUUGUUACACUUAUGCGUGCACUCACUGAUUUCUCAAGGAAAACUGUAUGGUACUGUACAUAGUAGGAGACGGGACUUUUUUGGUCAAGAUACACGAGCGUCGAAGCCUAUCUUGUACAUUGUAUGUUUGGAAUAUAC
Molecule: messenger RNA, 2201 nt
Organism: Neurospora crassa OR74A
Lineage: Eukaryota; Fungi; Ascomycota; Sordariomycetes; Sordariales; Sordariaceae
Exons: 2
Coding region: 466-1899 (477 amino acids)
Source: RefSeq, a predicted model, not a curated record